Messenger RNA from Lolium rigidum, 4023 nucleotides. RefSeq lists its product as uncharacterized. Lineage: Eukaryota; Viridiplantae; Streptophyta; Magnoliopsida; Poales; Poaceae. The record is from RefSeq and is a predicted model, not a curated record. Gene Ontology annotation, cellular component: P-body; CCR4-NOT core complex. The coding region runs from base 1204 to 3639 and encodes 811 amino acids. Gene Ontology annotation, biological process: proteolysis; nuclear-transcribed mRNA catabolic process, deadenylation-dependent decay. Gene Ontology annotation, molecular function: cysteine-type peptidase activity; molecular adaptor activity. The transcript has 18 exons.
GAGGGGAGAACAAACGAUUUUAGACCGUAUGAUAUAGACGGAUGGACGGUAUGGAUUCAAUUUUCCUACGGCACUUCGUGCCUUUAUAAGUAGUAGAGAUAGAGAUAGAGAUGAGACCUAACGUAAGAAGAGAGAUGGUCUUAUCCCAUAUUAUCCAAGUCUCGACCCAGCCUAAAAACCCAAAUUCGCGUUUGCCCCAGCCUCGCGUGAGAAACAACGCAUCCACGUAGGAUCGUAUGAAUUUCGGACGAAAUUUGUCGUAGGUAUAGCAAGACUUGUAGACAUUACGUGGGCCCUCAGGUAAAAACGAGCCGAGCCAGGUUCUCGGUCUUCGGUUCCACGCCCCCGUCUUCGGAUCGCUCCCAUCGAAACCCUAGCAAUUUGGCACCCUGACACCGCCGCAUGCUGAUCGCCGGCAGGUUACGUCCACCGCCCUCCGGCGAUGAUAUGCACACACGCCCCCAAGUAGCAAUCUGGAUCGAGCCUCAUGGUCGAUGGCAGUAUGGCAUGAGAAGGCGGAGAUUCGAUCUGCACGGUUUGUACACAUAUUCUUACAGUUGCCGAUCCAUCUCUCGUCAACAUACUGCAGACCUGAUUGAUCUGUUGCCCCAACUUAUCAAUCCAACAUAUUAGCACGCCAAUAAUUUGGCGAUGGCAGAAGUUGCCAAAAGAAAUUCGAGCCGAACAUUUGUUGACCUGCUAAUAUAUUGGUUUGGUAAAUCGAUCCCAUCAACCAAUCAACAACCCCCAUGAACAGAUGCAUAGGCCACGGUUCGUGAUGCAGAGCACAGUGCAAGUCAUGCAUGCUUCAGGUGUCUACGGGUGCAUGAUCCAAUCAGACAUGUUAUGUGCAUCGACAUGCCAGCAUAUCACACUUUUUGUUAUUAAAGGAUGGGCCUGGCGGCUGGCACGGUAUCUCCUGGGUCCUAAAUUUCAAUCAGCCUCUUCACAAAGAAGAUACAGUGUAACAAAAACAAAGGAAAGAUUGCCUCGGGCUAUAACGUGUGGAAGCUUUGCUACUAGUUAUCCGACUCUGCUGACAACAUACACUGCAAGGAAAAACUGUCGAAAUAUGAACCUCUUGAUGAUGCUGCGAUAUCUAAAUGGCUCCUGUCAAUUAUUGGCACUCACAGUGCCCAUAACAUUGAUGUUAUUGUGGAUACAGUUCAUGAACUUGCCCCCAGUACAAACUGGCUGCAUGUAAUGGAAAAUCUUGAUCAUGAGGAUCUCAAUAUUCCGGAUGAAUCAGGCUUUAAUUUACUGAUGGCGGUAUAUGCCAGAGCUUCUAAGGAGCCGUUUCCACUGCAUGCUGUUUGUGGGUCACUGUGGAAAAAUACCGAUGCCCAAAUAUCAUUUUUAAAGCAUGCUGUUAUGGCUCCUCCUGAUAAGUUUUCAUUUUCACACUGCUCAAGGCAGCUGGAAUAUCUGGAUUUGGGUAGUCUUAGUCGAGGCAAUCAGGCUUGGUACUGCCUUGACCUUUUGGAGGUGUUAUGUCGACUUGCUGAUGCUGGACACAUUGUGUCGGUGCGGUUGAUGAUUGAGGAUCCACUGGGACAUUGCCCUGAACUAUUACUCCUUGGUCUUGGACAUGUCAAGACUGAGCAUAAUCUCCUUCAAAAAGAAGUUCUAUCAAGUGUAUUCUCUACUGUACUGAAGGACACUGCAAAAAGCAAUGUGGUUAAGUAUCUCUGGAGAGUUAACCCCUGCCUUACGCUUGGAGGAUUUGUCGAAGCUCAUUCUGAUCGAAAAUGUCUUCUUAGAAUUGCUGAUCUAUGUCAACAGUUGCAGAUCCUUUCUGCUGUCCUUGAUUCUGCUCCGUUCCCAUUCAACAUUAAACUGGCUGCUGCUGCUUCUAGGAAAGAUCAGGACCUUGUUGGGAAGUGGCUGAGUGAAAAGUCAGAAGUAUACAAGAGCCUUUUUCUUGAGGAAUGUGUUAAUAUCCUGGAAGAAAUUUUGAGCAGCUCCCCCAUGAAAGAACCUCAAGCCGAAGAUAUGAAUAUGUAUUGGCGGUCUUCUCCUCUUUUUUUAGAGGUUUGCCGGUCUCACUCAGGAAAGCAAGUUUCCACCCAGCUACUGGAUAAACACUCUAAGGUCAAUGAGGAACAAAUCAGAGACAUGACUUUGAAAUAUCUCCUUGGCAUUAUUGAAUAUCACAUUGGCAGGCUAGUAAGAGACCAACGGUUCUGUAAGGGUCUCAUUUUCAAAGAAGAACGGAAGCUUUUUGAGCUGAAAGGUCAGAGAUAUGAAUAUCCUCAUGGCAAACCUGACCUUUCGGAAGAAAAAUUUGGUCCUAUUGUACGUAAAUUGAAGACUUUAUCUAAAUCAAAUCAUGAAAGUUUAAAAUGUAUGAAGGAAGGACUACUUGCAUGUUUUAAUAGCGAUCCUCUAUUAUCUGAAGUGAAGGCCAUUAUUAUGGAAAACACGGCAAUUUUUAAGAAGGCUGCUCCAGUUAUUUCCCAGUAUCAUGAUUUCAUUGACAGAGUAAAUACAGAGAUCUCAUGGCUUAAUAGGGCUGCGAAAAAAGCUGAACAUGUUUACGGUCUUCUCUCGGGUCGCCAGCCAGUUUUGGCAGAAUUGGAAAGUCGCAUUUAUGAGCUGAAGAGAAGAGUAACCGUUCUUUCAAAAGAAUGCCCCGAAAGUUUGUACUCGCGGUGUCAGGCUUUGGAUACCGUGGCCAAACUUUGGGAAGACGUUGACCUGCUGAUGAAGGAACUAGUAAUGUUUAGACAAGCAGCUGAAGAUCUGUGUCUUAUCUCGAAGAACCUCAGAAGCCUCCUGAGUGAGAAAAAUAUGUAUGCUCACAGGUUCCACAUUACUGAGCAACACAUAAAGAGAGAAAGUCACCAACUGCACGGAGCACUACUUGAUCUUCAGCUCAAGGUGGAGCAGGCAGAGGCAUCUUAUGUGGAGAAGAUGGCUGGACUGUCUGAGCGAGAAACUCGACCCAUGAAGUAUGAAAAAUUAAUUAUUGACAACGCCAUUUCCUGGAGGACUAGGCUGUUCCGUGGAAAGAAUAUACUGGGAACUAUGAGAGAGCAGGGACUAGACAUGUGCGGUUAUGUGUCGACCGUGGUGAUGACAGAGUCACUCUUCAAAAGAGCUUGGCCCUGGCCCUCUGAGUUUGUCAUUAAACUCUCUGAAUAUCACCUCCAAGAUAUCGUGAGGGCCUUUUGUGCCAAAAAUAAAAUGAAAGGCAAGGACACACUUGAUGUUUGUCUUGGAAAAAUGGUAGAGACGGGCGUUGUUAGUGAAAGUACGUACAACGGAGCUGACUUCGACACAAUGGGCUUUGAUAGAUACCGCAUAUCUGAAUUUGAAAAAUUGGAGCCUCCUUAUAUAAAUGAAUCUAUUGAUAAGUUGGAGGAUGGGACAGUUUUAAUCGGAACUUUUGGGAUUACCAAAGGGUAUUUCAGCUUGGGGCCUGAUGAUGUGUACGAUGCUCCAGAAGAUUCUGAGUUUGAGAUAGGCCCAAGUGGAAAAAUCCCAACGCAUGCUGUUGUCAUAGUUGGCUAUGGGGUGACCCUUGCAGGUUUCCCAUACUACGUUUUCCAAAACUGGUAUGGACCAGCUUGGGGCAGAGAUGGCUUCGGCAUGGUAACUGCUCGUAGUAUCAGGCUCAUGUAUGCAGCAGAGCUGUAGAUAGACUAGGAAGUGUGACGAGGCGUAGUGCGGUGCGUGGCUAACAUUUGCGCAGAGCAGCUUUGGUUGGUCAAUGUAGCAGUGGAACUCUUUGUCGUUGUUUGCAUGCGGUUGUCUGCGGCCUCUGGUGGCGUGGGCUAGACCACACGAGUUGUAAAUCAGACCAAGAAAAGCGCUACGUUUAUCUUUUCUUUCAAGUACCAACUCGCCAAGAGAGGUUUGAAGAAGAAUUAUCUUUCUUUGGUAUGUGGCAUGUUUGAUAAAUGUAGAAGGGAAAUAACUGAAGAAAUAGUUAUUGCAGCUUCGUGGGGAAAAUGUAUUAACAGAAAGCGAUUACAUGGAUGGUGACAUUUAAUUGUAAUGGUAAAUUGCAAAUUCUCCUUC